CGCAAACGCUUCACGAGUGACGACUCUCUGUACUGGCCAGAUCUCCUGUUUAGGUACGUUCGGGGCCCCAAGCGAUCAUUGCAUGUGCGGCCAAUUUCCCAAAUAUAGAGCCCCCGGCGUUGAACCGGUUUUCAAAGAAAUUCCCGCAGCAGCAAACAACUGAAACCUACUCCCACAUGGCAUAACACACUUCCUCCUCCAGCAAACUGUUAUCUCUGCGCCGUCCGUUGAGAAUGCGCCUCUCUCUUGCAUCGCGCCCUUUCGAUCCUACGUCGCGAUGGGUGACCUCGUGGUUACUGUCCCCUCUCGUUCUUUUCGCAUUUCGAGCAGUGUUCGCCCUCUAUGCUUGGUUCACAAUCUUUUUCACUCUUGGCUGGGACGGCACGCACGGUGACCGCAAAGCAGGCAGGAAUUUCUCAUACUUUACAGUAUUGACCUACUGGGGGAUCGCGGGAUACGGGCUCUUCGCAGCGAUACAUACCGGCACAUACUGGCUCAAGGGAAGGGAAGCGCUGAAAGACUGGGGAGUCGUCUUACAGACACUCCACGAGGUACUGUACAGCACCAUUACGGUGUACCCGUGGAUCGUUACAAUUGUCUUCUGGACCCUUUUAUACAGCUCCUUCGAGACCCCUUUCGCAACGUGGUCAAAUACCUCCCAACACGCCCUGAACGCCGUCUAUGCGCUGCUUGAGAUCAUAAUCCCGCGAACGUCCCCUCUUCCAUGGUGGCACCUCAUCCCAAUCAUCAUCCUGCUCGCGCUCUAUCUCGGUCUCGCAUACUUGACCCACGCUACGCAAGGGUUCUAUGUUUACGAUUUCCUUGACAUACAAGAGCAUGGCAGCGGCAUCACUGCAGGAUACAUCAUUGGAAUACUUGUGGGUGCAUGCGUCAUCUUCAUAAUUGUGAAGUACCUGAUAUGGCUCCGAGUGUGGGUCACUGAAAGUAAACUCUGUAGAACUGGCAAGUUUAGCGCCAGGGACAAAGAGACGGCCUUGGGCAUGAGCUCUGAAAGAUUGGAUAUGCAUGCUGUAGAGCUGAAGGAUGUAAGACAGGUGUAAUUGUAAGAGGAUGGUUCAUGGAUGUAGCAUGUGUCGCGCAGUUUUUAAGAGUGUACGCAGAUUUGAAGAGUGUACGAUUUUAACAGAUAUCCCAAAUUUUCUAGGCCUCACUGAGCCGCAUAGCCAAGAGAUCUCUAUUUUUUUUUACAUGAAAGUGGUGAAAUAGCUCCUUAUACAUCUAGCUCUUCCAUACCAAACUCUAAACUCACGA
Messenger RNA from Pseudovirgaria hyperparasitica, 1272 nucleotides. RefSeq lists its product as uncharacterized. The transcript has 2 exons. The record is from RefSeq and is a predicted model, not a curated record. Bases 234 to 1061 code for a protein of 275 amino acids. Gene Ontology annotation, cellular component: membrane. NCBI's taxonomy places the organism in Eukaryota, Fungi, Ascomycota, Dothideomycetes, Acrospermales, Acrospermaceae.